AUGACUUCCUCAUUUGCUCUUCAGUCAUCCUCGUUUUUGUAUCGAUAUCAAAGUCCAGUAUCGUCAUUAGGUGCAAUGGUAAAACUUUUUGCCAUAAUAUGCUUCUCAUUCUUGGCAAUCGGCAAUUUCGGUUUUGUAGAAUCAGUGUCAAGAGCCUUUGAUGGAAGCGAUAACAACCCUGAUAAUCCAUCGGCGGCUAAAGCGGGAAACUAUUUCUUAAGAAAUAUCACUGAACUCAAUUUUAACAAGCAAAACAAUACGCCAAUAAAUUCGCUGACAGAUGUAACCGACUACUUAUCGGGAAGAAACAUUACAAGUGUCAGAUGCACCGACCCCGUUCCUUCCGGAUUAUAUCCUCUCCCAAGAUGUAUAUCUAAUAUAUUGUGCAGUUACAACCUUUCCGAUUAUGACACUCAAAAAAAAUCAAGCUACCGAUCGUUCAGAAGUACUAGUCACUUUGUAACUUUUUUUGGCGAAUUUGUCUCAUUUGACCUUAUUUCCUCGAAGGCCUCUUUACCAAAUUACACUUAUGUAUACAUACCGGCAGACGACUCUUCCUAUAAUCUUAAUAACACCCUUGGGCAAACUGGAAAAACAUUCCUUCCGGCAAAUCGAUCCGAUUUAAAUAACGGCACGAAUCCUCUGUACUCGGGAUAUAAUCUCGUCACGCCCUUCUUAGACUUAAACAAUAUCUAUGGGUCUUCAAAAGAUCAACAAGCUUCUCUCCGUGAAAAUGUUAUGGGAAAGUUGAAGGUUAGCACGGUUGAUGAAUCUCCGUAUCCGCCUAAAAACGGUGGCGGAGCAUUCGUUUGGGGUGCCGUAUCAACACGAUCGCCUAGUAUUUUCACAUUGGCAAUUCAGACUAUUUGGAUUCGCGAACAUAAUCGAAUGUGUGAAAUAUUAUAUAAGCAACACCCAGAGUGGUCGGAUGAUGACCUUUUCCAGGAAGCUAGACGCUGGAAUAUAGCGUACUAUCAAAAGGUCGUGACCGAAGAAUACCUUGGUAUUAUACUAGGCCAUCCAUUACCUGCUUAUCAAUCGUAUGAUAAGAACAUAAAACCUGGUAUAGACACUUUCUUUGCCACGGUAGCGUUCCGGUAUGGGCAUAGCGAGCUUAGUGAUAACUACCAAAUUCAGAAUGAGAUUCCUGAAAUUGUGGCGACUGUACCGUUCAGACAGUUAAAUAAAACGGAUCUAUUGACGACAUUUGGGGUUGAGACGGUACUUAGGUCAAUGGCGCUUCAACGACAGGAAGAGGUCGACAUCUUUUUGGCAUCCGCUACAAAGAACGUAAUUAGUUCAGAGCCUAAUACGUAUGAUCUGGCAGCCUUUGAUAUUAUAAGGUCUAGAGAGCGCGGAAUUCCAUUUUACAACGUAGUUCGUCAAUCUUUCGGGAUCCCAAAGGCGAAUUCGUUUUCAGACAUUUCUAGCAAUCCACUUGUCCAAUCAAAUUUGGCCAGAGUAUAUUCUUCUGUCGAUCAAGUAGAAGCUUGGGUAGGUAUAUUGAGCGAAGAUCAUUUGGAGGGAUCAAAUUUUGGUAGAACGUUGAGCGCUAGUUUUGAAACACAGUUUUCAAAUGUCAGAGAUACGGAUAUCUUCUGGUGGGAAAAUCCUAAGAGUCCUACUCCAUUUAACGACGCCGAUAAAGCAAUAUUGAGAAACACCACAUUCAGGGACAUAAUCAUGCGCAACAUUAAUAGCAGCGUUUAUUUUCCUCAAAAUAUUUGGACCGUGCAACCACAAUCAAAAUUAAGUGGUGAUGAUUCCGAUUAUCCAAAUAAGAUCGAAGCCUGGCCUCAGUAUAUCAUAUUCUAUAGGAUUGGUGGCAUCUCGAGCAAGACCAUUGACUUUAAAGUUAUGCUACAAACGUCUGGUGGCAAGGGGUGGUUUGGAAUGGGAUUUGGUCCAGAUGAUCUUGGAAUGCAGGGAGCAGACUUCUACAUUGGAAUUAUUGACGGUCAAAAUAUCACAUUGAAGAACUAUCACGCGGAUCCCAACAUUUAUCAUCCUCCCAUAGUCGAUAAGGAUCAGGAUCAGACCGUUGUUGUUCGCAAGGCAUCUCUUAGUAAUAGUGGUGUUGCGACUGUUGAAUUUACACGGUCAAUGGAUGCUGCGAGACCGGGAAAAAAGCCUAUCGUUCAUGGAACCAUGAAAUUGAUCAUGGCCUACAAUCCAACUAGCUCUCAGUUCUCUUAUCACGGAAACAACCGUAUUUUGAUGUAUAUCGAUUUUUAUGAUAAUAUCAUUUCAUCGGCGGUUAUAACGAGUAUGCAGUUGACCACAAAGGCAAUUCAUGGUGCUUGUAUGUUCUUUGUUUGGUGCAUUCUAUUCCCGACUUCAGUUUUCUGGGUUCGAUAUUUUAAGCAUCGCAACGACCAUCUCACUAUUCAUCGAUUUGCUCAAUUGUUUGGAGGUGCGUUAGUAUCAACAGUUGGUGUUGCCGCUAUUACGACUGUGCAGUAUACCCAGUCGCCACAUGCAUGGUUGAGUCUGUUCAUAUUUUCCUGUUCAUUUGUUCAACUCACUUUAGGCUUAAUAGCCAAGUGGGGACAAUCAGCCGUUGUUUCUGUUAAUAAGGGCUAUCCUCGUUUCGUGAAACGCACUCAUAAAUUUUUUGGGGCUAUUUUACUUCUAUCGGCUUGGUAUGAACUAUUCUACAUUAGGCCAAUGUAUAUCUCGGUGAGUCGAAUUUUCCUGGCAUACUGGGUCAUUAGAACAAUGUCUUUGGCAUUCUGUAUUUACAAAUUUUAUUUAUUGCAAGGCAUCGAUAUCUUCUGCAGUACUUAUGAUUACGAUUCAACUCCAUAUAAGGCAGCAUAUAUAUGUUGGCUUGUUAUGAUAGUUUCGAUCUUUGCAUUUGGUGAAUUUUGGUGGAUUCGACAAGGCACGCUAAAAAAAUUGAUUUGCAUGGACGAAAAUGAGUCGUCUAUCGAAAAAAGAUCGAUGAUACAUACUUAUAUUAAUCAUAAGGAAUAUUUGAAUUUACCGGAAAUUACUUGGGAUGAAUUUAAUGAACGCGUUCAGAGCGGGGCCUAUUUUGUAGUUUGUGAUAACCUGGUUGUGAACGUGAGAAAAUGGAUUGGAGCUCACCCGGGUGGUUCAAAAAUUCUCGAGCGUGUUAUCGGUACCGAUAUCACAAGAGACUUUUUCAACAUACAUAAAAAGGAUGUAAUUAAUGAAGAAGUAAUUUUGUCCGAGACUCCCUUGUCGUCAAAUGAAAAACCCCUUGGAUCGAUUGCGACAUCAGUGUUGGAGAAGUACACUUCACAUCUGACAAGAACUUUUCCAAAACAGAAAAAAAGUACCAUUGCAGAAUUUAUUGACAGGAUGAAUGUCAAAUAUUAUCUAUCUGUUCCAUUAGCAACUCAUACUCAUAGUCGAUUUGCGACAAGAAAAUUAGCAUCAUUGGUGGUCGGUCGAAUAAAAGAAAGUGAAAAAACAAGUAUCAAAAUAAAUCCUAUUCAUAAGACCGAGAGUCUCAACACAAACUCUAAAGAUGGUCUCAUGGCUGAGGAUAUGGUUUCACAUAAGAAAUUUAGUCGAUACAAACUCACUAGCAAAUCACCAGUUAACGCGAGUACGAAAUAUCCAGUGAUGCGAUUUACGUUCACCAAGGUACAUCAAGUGAAGAUCCAAGAUAAGAAUGCGAAUGAUUCGAGAUUUUUGCCGGGACAUUAUAUCGAAAUUCAAGCCAGAGUUAAGGGCCAAGUGGUGGUCAGAAGUUAUAUUCCGUUGGAAGGAACAAUGUCGAAAUCCUUUUCAAUAUACGUCAAAAUUUAUCCGCAUGGUCUCAUAUCACAGCAUCUGAAUAAGCAAUUAAUAGGUUAUGAAGUUCGAGUUCGUGGGCCAUUUGAUGUUAUGGAAAAACAAAUGCGCGUGACCCUUAAAACAAACGGCUAUGUCGGUUUACCUAUACCCGGUUCUCCUUAUCUGGGUCCUGAUAAAGAUGGUUUCAGCGGAAAAACGUCUUUGUUGAAUCCAAGCAGCUCGGAUGGAUGCUGGGAAACGUUGUAUAUGAUUGCUGGAGGUACUGGGAUCACACCAAUGUUGCAAUUGAUCAGAUAUCACCUUGAACAAGUUUUGAAAAGAGGGAAAGGUUCUCGCGUGCAAAUGAAUUUGCUACUUGGUAAUCGCGAAGUCGAGGAUAUAAUUGAUGCCCAAUUACUUGAAGAGCUUGCGUUUUCAAGCCGAGGAAUGCUUACCGUUAAAUAUUGUCUCUCGAAACCACCGUCUGCGUGGGGAGGAUUUCAUGGGAUUAUCGGUGAUGAGAUUUUAAGAGAGUGGAUAAAUUCGUUGCGCGAUGAAUCAAUUCAGUCACCAGUACAAGAUCGUCAAGGCUCCCCAAUCUCGGACCUGACGACAGAGACGAUGCGAAAUGUAACGCGUUCAUUAUCACCUUUUCCCACAGAGAGUUCAUAUUAUGAAAACAACUAUUAUUCAGAGUCAAAUUCAAAUUGGGAAGGUCACACAUCGGGUUAUUCUCGCCCACAGAAUGCGUUGUCCGGCGGUAGUACUUUGUCCGUAUCAUUACAAACAGCUACGCCGUCGCCACCACCGGGUAAUUAUACGUCGUUAAAUUCAGAAAUUGAAGAGGGAACUUUGGUUGUAAACGAUCAAAAAUUAUUGUGUGUGGUCCACACGAAAUGA
Molecule: messenger RNA, 4647 nt
Organism: Acaulospora morrowiae
Lineage: Eukaryota; Fungi; Glomeromycota; Glomeromycetes; Diversisporales; Acaulosporaceae
Source: the annotation of a GenBank genome assembly